AUGACGUCAAACACCAACGACAUGGACAUUGACGACACCUCGAACAACAACGGAAACAUGGGCAACCGGGACAGUGCUGCCAAUGCUACUGAUAAGGACAUGGACAUGGACAAGGACGUGGGCACCAGCGACCAGGACGACACCUCCAACGAGGAGUCGAGUGUUGACCCGGAAACUGUGCAAUCUCUGACGCACUCAAAGGAGGGAUUCAAUCCCUCGAGCGACUCGGAGGGGAUGGACGCUACAAAAAUGCCCAUCGCGCCGAUUGCGAAUGGGAAGACCAUGGAAUACGCACCAGUGUUCAGCUCGUCAAAGAGGAGCUGCCCCGCGGGCGUCGUGCACAUGUCGAGCCAGCCCAACCUCAGUACGCAGGCGCAGGCGAUCGCGGAGAGCCCGCUCACCAGCAGAGCAUCGGGCUCCGACUCCGCGUGGCUGCAUAACAAGACGUCCAAGCUUGGAUUGAGUGCAGUGGCGACGAAACCGCGCUCCCGCGUGCUCUUGCUGUCGGCCGGCGGAGGCGGAGGCGCUGCAGAAUAG
Molecule: messenger RNA, 537 nt
Organism: Rhodofomes roseus
Lineage: Eukaryota; Fungi; Basidiomycota; Agaricomycetes; Polyporales; Fomitopsidaceae
Exons: 3
Coding region: 1-537 (178 amino acids)
Source: RefSeq, a predicted model, not a curated record